Striga asiatica is the source of this 3771-nucleotide messenger RNA. NCBI's taxonomy places the organism in Eukaryota, Viridiplantae, Streptophyta, Magnoliopsida, Lamiales, Orobanchaceae. The record is from the annotation of a GenBank genome assembly.
AUGGUUUUCUGUCGAAUUGUUUAUGAAGUUGACAGUCUACCUUCACAUUGCAUUUUGAAUUAUUCAAAUGGAUAUUGUCUUCCCCCACCGGAGAUCAGGGAUAUUGUUGAUGCGCCACCCCUUCCAGCACUAUCAAUGUCUCCUCAUAGAGACAAAGUACUAUUCCUAAAAAGGAGGUCAUUACCUUCUUUGUCAGAAUUAGCAAGGCCCGAGGUGAAGCUUGCUGGUAUCCGGAUUGAUGGAAAAUGUAAUUCCCGGAGUCGAAUGUCAUACUAUACUGGUAUUGGAAUCCACCGGAUAAUGGAUGAUGGUACUUUGGGUCCUGAAAAAGAAAUAUAUGGCCUCCCGGACGGUGCUAAAAUCAAUUUCGCCUCGUGGUCAAGUGAUGGCAGCCAUCUGGCCUUUGCUGUACGGACUGAUGAGGAGGAUGGAAGCAGUAGCAAGCUAAGGUUAUGGGUAGCGGAUAUUGAAACUGGAAAUGCUAGAUCCCUUUUCCAGGCUCCAGAUAUUUUUCUAAAUGCUGUUUUCGAGAACUUUGUGUGGGUAAAUGACUCAACCUUGUUGGUUUGUACCAUUCCUCUAUCACGCGGAGAUCCACCCAGGAAACCUUUGGUUCCCUUUGGUCCUAAGAUCCAAUCCAAUGAACAAAAAGAUAUCAUUCAAUCAAGAACCUACCAAGAUCUUCUCAAAGAUGAAUAUGAUGAAGAUUUAUUUGAUUAUUAUGCAACUUCACAACUUGUUCUGGUAUCUCUUGAUGGGUCAGUGAAUCCAGUUGGGCAUCCGGCUAUAUAUACAUCAUUGGAGCCAUCUCCGGAUGAUAAAUUCGUUCUGAUUUACUCAAUGCACAGACCAUAUUCUUUUACUGUACCUUCUUCGAGAUUUCCCAAGAAAGUUGAUAUUUGGACAGCCGAUGGGAAAUUUGUCAGGGAAAUUUGUGAUCUACCACUUGCCGAGGAUAUUCCUAUUACGCAUAACAGUGUCCGGAAAGGAAAACGUUCAAUCCAAUGGAGAGAGGAUAAGCCGUCGACACUUGUCUGGGUUGAGACACAGGAUGGUGGUGAUGCCAAAGUAGAAGUCUCUCCACGUGAUAUAAUUUACACAGAACCUGCAGAACCACAUGGAAACGAGCAGACAACAGUUUUGCAUAAACUUGAUCUUCGCUAUGGUUUAUUUUAUUUCCCAUUGAUUAACCGAUGCUGGCUUUCCCGUUCUUCCUCACCCGUUCUUCCUCACCCGUUCUCUGCUUUUAGAGGGAUCUCCUGGUAUGAUGACUCCCUUGCCUUAGUUUAUGAAUCUUGGUAUAAAACACGACGAAUGCGGACAUGGAUUGUAUCACCUGGGAGUGAGAGUGCAAAUCCACGCAUAUUAUUCGAUAGGUCUUAUGAAGAUGUUUACUCGGAUCCUGGUACUCCAAUGCUCCGUAGAAACUCUACGGGCAAUCACUUGAUCGCAAAGAUCACGAAAGAAGCUGAUGAAGGCACAUAUCUUUUACUGAACGGAAGUGGUGCUACUCCUCAGGGGAAUAUUCCAUUUCUGGAUUUACUUGACAUAAAUACAGGCAACAAGGAACGUAUAUGGGAGAGCGACAAGGAGAAGUACUACGAGAAUGUCAUAACUCUAAUGUGCGAUCAGGAUGAAGGGGAUAUUCGUCUUGACCAGUUAAAAGUACUAACCUCUAAGGAAUCCAAAACCGAGACCACACAAUUUUAUAUAGUGAGUUGGCCGGAGAAGAAAGCAAGCCAGCUUACGAAUUUCCCCCAUCCAUAUCCUCAGCUUUCUACAUUAACGAAGGAGAUGAUUAGGUACCAGAGGAAGGAUGGGGUUCAGCUGACCGCGACCCUAUAUCUACCACCUGGCUAUGACCCUGCUAGAGAUGGGCCCCUCCCGUGUUUAAUGUGGUCCUAUCCUGGAGAAUUCAAAAGCAAAGAAGCGGCUGGACAGGUGCGUGGUUCCCCUAAUGCGUUUGCCGGCAUUGGUUCAACUUCUCCCCUUCUGUGGCUAACAAGAGGGUUUGCUAUCUUAUCAGGACCAACAAUUCCCAUAAUUGGAGAGGGUGAUGAAGAAGCAAAUGAUAGGUAUGUCGAGCAACUUGUUGCGAGUGCAGAGGCUGCUGUGGAGGAAGUUAUUCGCCGAGGAGUGGCUCAUCCAGACAAAAUCGCUAUUGGUGGCCAUUCCUACGGAGCCUUCAUGACUGCAAAUCUCCUAGCUCAUGCACCCCAUCUUUUCUGUUGUGGGAUUGCACGUUCUGGAGCAUAUAACAGAACACUUACACCAUUCGGCUUUCAGGAUAGGACACUCUGGGAGGCCGUUGGAACCUAUGUUGAAAUGAGUCCAUUCAUAUCUGCUAACAAAAUCAAGAAGCCUAUCUUGCUAAUCCAUGGGGAAGAAGACAACAAUUCGGGAACACUGACAAUGCAGGUCGGCAUAUUAUCUUUCGCCUCUAUAUUGACAAAAGCAAUAACGGGCCGGCAUUUGGUCUCGUCGGAUCGUUUUUUCAAUGCACUGAAAGGUCAUGGUGCCCUUUGUCGGCUUGUGGUUCUUCCAUUCGAAAGCCAUAGCUAUUCAGCUCGGGAGAGCGUUAUGCAUGUCCUAUGGGAAACCGACAGGUGGCUGCAAAAAUACUGCAUUUCUAAUUCAUCUGAUACCAGUGAAGAUCCUAAGGCACGUGAAGAGAAUGCGAGCUUAUUGGGUGUUGAGAGUAAAGCCGUUGGUGCAGGUGGAGGGGUAGCGGAGGAUUGCACGGACCAGGAAAAUGAUAAAAUCCACACGAUACACAGAUCCUCAUUGUGGUGAACAUUAGAUCCUCUUCUCUUUGUUUUUAGUUUCUCAUGUCUUUUAUUUUUAUUUAAUUUUUUUUAUCCAGAUUGCUAUUGAUCUUUUGAAGCUGGCAAGUGGAUCAAAUGUACUACAAAUGUACAUGUGAGAUGCUGUGAAUCUUGGAUUUAACACAAUGCAUUGGCCUUGACUCUACUAGUCUUGUGCAGAAAUGAUCUGGCUGAUAAACUGUGUCUAUGCGCAGGAUUUUACUUUUGAUUCAUUCGACACAUCUAUUGCACUGUUUCAAAUUUAGUAGAGUGACAAAAUAAGAGUAAAUAACAUGUACUGAUGUAAUACUGCCUAAUGUAUUGUGCUAUUGUGAAACUCAUGAGUGUCUACUCGUCUCUCUCAAUAUUAGCAGCUCGAGAGUCGCAUAUCUCUACUAUAUCAGCAUUUGAAGUUUUCGUUGAAAGAGAUGACACUUUCAAGAGAUUUGUAUUUACCUAGCAAAUUAUUCAUUUUUUUGGGAGAUCGGUUAUGUCUGUACGUAAACUUAUAUUUUCUCCUAUUUUUUUCCCCUUUUUGGUUUCAUAUUAUAAUUGAUGAUGUAUUAUAAAUCCAGUCCAGAUGCAGGAACUUACUAUAAGUUGCUCAGACCAAGUGUGUAUUUGAAGGCCGUCUCAUCGUUUUUCAUUUAUUCUAUGUUUUUUAAACAGAAAUGUCUUUAACACAUUGCAUUUGUUGCCAGUCUUACAAAUACAAAACUUGAAAAUACUAAACAGGACGAUAAGCUAUAUAGAAAUGUAUUCAUCUACCUGUAUGCUGUCUAAUAUAUCCCUAUGGUCACUUGUAACAACAAAGAAUGGCAGCCGUCAAGGCAGUGUGGUGCUCAACCUGAUUGGUGCUUUUUCGCUCGGCCUUGGGACAAAGGUUGAUCGUCUCUCUCUGGGCUUGCGGGCCCACGAGGGCGCUUGGUCGGGACCAUAACGGUAGUCAUAGAAAAGCUCCUCACCA